UCAGCCUUAUUACGGUUGUCGAAGACGUAGUCGAAUGUCGAUUUUUUUGGAAAACGGUACUACGGUUGUCGAAAAUGUACAAUCUGUUACAAUUUUCGUAACACGGAAGACGAAAACGACUGUCAAUGUUGGCUAAAACAGUCGAUCAAUUUUUUCCAUACGACUAGAGACGUCGCCGCAUUCAAUUGACAACAAUUGUUAGCCGUUGGUUUCAUCCGCUAACACGCCGUUAACUAAUUUUAAAUUUAACACAUUUUUUUGACAUUUUAUAUUCGACAAUAAAUAAAUAUAACAAAAUUGUAUAAAAUAAAUUAUUUAUCUAUUUUUAACAUUGGGUAAAUUUGCGGUAUUUUACCAAGAAAACUUUUAUCUUAUGUCGACCGCUGAUAUAAAGUUUAUGUCGCCGUCACUUGUUUUGUGUCAGUUGUCGCCGUAAAAAUGAACAAUCAGUCGUCGUUUUCUGAAUAUAUUCACAUUUGUUUACAAAGAUGAGCUGCAAAAUGAAUAAAAUAACCACGCAACAACAGUUUGCAAAAAUGAUGGAAUUGUUGGAGGCAAAUCCAAAUCUUGCGCGUGCGUACCACAGCGGCCUACAUAAAGUAAAUACCAAGGAGGAAUGGGCGAAAAUUGCCAUUGAAUUAAAUUCCAUUGGGCCUCCCAUGCGCCAAGGUACGGAAUGGAUGAAGGUGUGGGCAGACUUCAAAUGUAAUUUGAAAAAGAAGCUGCUGCACAACAAGGCAGAAUGCCGUGCAACGGGAGGAGGGCCACACAAACAAUUUGUGCUGACGACAGUGGAGGAAGCUGCCUCAAGUUUGCUGCAGCUAGACUCCAUAGUAAAUUCGGAUGGAGAAAUUGGAGUCUCAAAUACUCCACUUAAGUCCAGCUAUUGCCCUAUGGACACCACAAAGGAAAAUGAGAGUAGUGAGUAUAUCUCGACACCGCGAAUUCGGAAAAAAGUGGAAACAAAGGCUGACAAGACAGAGAAGACUGCGCUGCUGGAAAACCAGCUAAAAGUCCAAACCGAGCUAUACUCUCAAGUGAAGGACUCUCUACAAAAUGUGGAGAGAUACAAUAGAAAAAUCUUCAAAAUUAAAGAAGAAGAGCUUAAAAUUUACAAAGCUGCAGAAAAAAGGGAAGAAGAAAAGUUUUUAUUAUAUAAAAAGGAGUUAAAGAGCAAAGAAGACUUCAGAAAUAAAUUGCUAAAAGCAAGAACGGAGGAAAUCGAAAUAAAAAAAAGGCGAAUAGAGCUGGAUGAAUGGAAGAGCGGCAUUCGGGAGUAAUUUGCUGAUCUCAUUUAGUUUUUAACUUGAAAAGACUGAACUAAUGUAAUUUGUUUUGUGUUCCUUUUUUAUUUUAUUUUAUAAUCUAAGUGCCUGAAGUACCUUUUAUUUUAAAUAACUUUAAUAAAUAUCCAAAGACUGCAUAA
This is a messenger RNA of Stomoxys calcitrans (stable fly), 1426 nucleotides long. RefSeq lists its product as uncharacterized. NCBI's taxonomy places the organism in Eukaryota, Metazoa, Arthropoda, Insecta, Diptera, Muscidae. Bases 489 to 1280 code for a protein of 263 amino acids. The record is from RefSeq and is a predicted model, not a curated record. The transcript has 2 exons.